Anguilla rostrata (American eel) is the source of this 1353-nucleotide messenger RNA. Its product is annotated as carbonic anhydrase 7-like. The transcript is spliced from 7 exons. Lineage: Eukaryota; Metazoa; Chordata; Actinopteri; Anguilliformes; Anguillidae. The coding region runs from base 126 to 914 and encodes 262 amino acids. Gene Ontology annotation, molecular function: zinc ion binding; carbonate dehydratase activity. Gene Ontology annotation, biological process: regulation of intracellular pH. The record is from RefSeq and is a predicted model, not a curated record.
UUAAAAGACUGCCAUUUCAGUCCGGGAGUGGGCCUGUUUUAUUUCUGUCCCGCGAUACAGACAGUGACUUGGUUGUUAUUAGCUUACCUUCCCAGUCACAGAGAAAGUGUGAGAGAAUUCUCACGAUGACUAGUAAUUGUUGGGGGUAUGGAGAAGACGACGGUCCCUUCUUUUGGCACAAAGGCUACCCUAUUGCCCAGGGAAACCGGCAGUCUCCAAUCAACAUCGUUACCUCUGAGACUGUGUAUGACUCUAGCCUGUCCCCGCUCAUUGUCUCAUAUGAGCACUGCACCUCCAUCAGCAUUUCAAACAACGGGUGCUCUGUGGCUGUGGAGUAUGCGGAUACUGAACAGGGGCCAGUAAUUGAGGGAGGCCCUCUAAGCGAUGCCUACAGACUGAAGCAGUUCCACUUUCAUUGGGGUCACAAGGAUUAUCAUGGUUCUGAGCACACUGUUGAUGGGAAGACUUAUGCGUCAGAGCUUCACCUGGUCCAUUGGAAUGCUUCCAAGUACCAGACAUUCAGAGAAGCAGCAGCAGCUUCUGAUGGCCUUGCUGUUCUUGGAGUCUUCCUAGAGGCUGGGGAGGAACAUCAAGGUUUACUCAAGAUAACGGAUGCUUUGAAUAUGGUAAAGUUUAAAGGUCGCACUGCAGACUUAAAGGAAUUCAAUCCAAAGUGCCUUCUUCCAAGAAAUCUCAAGUACUGGACCUACCCUGGUUCCCUGACCACACCCCCACUCCAUGAGAGUGUUAUCUGGAUUGUUUUUGAAGAACCCAUUGAGGUGGCCAAGAAACAGAUGGAAAAGUUCAGAAUGCUGCUGUUCAGUCAAGAGGAGGAAGAUGAGAAAUUCAUGGAAAAUAACUUCAGACCACCUCAGCCACUGAAGGGCAGGCAAGUCUGUGCUUCCUACAACUAAAGGAAGACCUGGCCAAAUAUCAUCUCUUAAAUGACCAGCCAAAUCUGGCCUUCCAUUCAGCUGUGCAGGUUUGUCUUAUUUGUUGCUCGGGCUGUCUUUAUUGCUGACUGCCAUAGGACUCCUGCUUUUGUCUGCAACCCUUUUCAGAUGAUGUAUUCUGUUUUCACAGUAAUAGAAGGGAGGGCUGCUGUGCUCGUGAAGGUCCUAAUGAUUAACAAGUGCAGCUGCAAUGUUUUCCUUUGCUGCAUUAAUCCUUAAAGGAGGUCUGUGUUAGCUUUGUGACACUGCCCCAUAGCUGAUUCUGGACUUCUCCAAUAAACAAGCAGGGAGUGAUUUGUACCUCAGGGAUUUGGUUGCGAUUUGUCUUAAAUUUAUUUUUAUGGAAUUUGUAAAUGUAUGUAUUAAACUUACUCUUUAUUAAAGAUGCCUAUUUUGCAGA